AUGUUAUCCUUUCGUACAAAGGGAUACAAUGGUUACGGAGUCCAGUACUCGCCAUUCUUUGAUAAUAAGCUAGCAGUUGCCACAGCUGCCAAUUAUGGUCUUGUGGGGAACGGGAGACUAUUCAUCCUAGACAUCGAGCCUACUGGACAGAUAACAAGUCCCAUAUCGUGGGAAACGCAGGAUGGGUUGUUUGACCUAGCUUGGAGUGAGAUACACGAGAACCAAUGUGUUGCCGCCAGUGGUGAUGGUCUGGUUAAAUUGUUUGAUCGUACUGUGCCCCAGUUCCCAAUAAUGCAAUGGAACGAGCAUCAACGCGAGGUGUUUUCAGUGAAUUGGAACUUGGUGGACAAGACGAAUUUUGUCACAUCCAGUUGGGAUGGAAGCAUAAAGAUUUGGUCAAGUCAAAGAAAAGAGUCGAUGCUCACCCUCAACCCAGGCGGCACUGAUUAUACCACAAUGGCUGCUCCAGUGGCGUCAACGGCACAACCACCCCUUCUGCAUCAACAACAUCAUCAAAGAAAUCAACAAACCAGCACAAAGAACUGUAUCUAUUCUGCCCAAUUUUCACCUCAUUCACCGUCGACGCUUGUGUCGUGCACUGGUGCUUCACAAGUACAGGUUUGGGACAUUCGGACUCCACAUCCCUUGCAGUUGCAUUUUGUCUCUCAUGAUGGGUUAGAAACCCUUUCGGUUGAUUGGAACAAGUAUAAAUCAACAGUAAUUGCAUCAGGUGGAACUGACAAAUCUGUAAGAGUGUGGGAUCUAAGGAUGGUUUCCAAUUUAGACCAGCCUUCUGCACAUUCACCCAUGCCACUGCAACACCAACGAGGUCCAAGCGCACUCAACAACUUUGUGGGUCAUGAGUUUGCUGUGAGGCGAGUUCAGUGGUCCCCUCAUAAUGGUAAAGAGUUACUAACUACUUCGUACGACAUGACAGCUAGAGUAUGGGUAGAUGAACUGGAUGAGAGGGCAAGAUUCUUGAAUACAAAGACUGGUGGAUUGAAAGGUGUGUUUAAUAAACAUAGAGAAUUUGUUAUAGGAUGCGAUUACAGUCUUUGGGGAGAACCUGGAUGGUGUGCCACUACAGGAUGGGAUGAAAUGGUGUACAUAUGGGAUUCAAAGAGACUAUAA
Messenger RNA from Lodderomyces theae, 1131 nucleotides. RefSeq names its product Pex7p (gene PEX7). The transcript has a single exon. Bases 1 to 1131 code for a protein of 376 amino acids. NCBI's taxonomy places the organism in Eukaryota, Fungi, Ascomycota, Pichiomycetes, Serinales, Debaryomycetaceae. Gene Ontology annotation, cellular component: cytosol; peroxisomal matrix. The record is from RefSeq and is a predicted model, not a curated record. Gene Ontology annotation, molecular function: protein binding. Gene Ontology annotation, biological process: protein import into peroxisome matrix.